GGAUCCCGGAGCAUUUCAGACGAGUGAAUAUCACCCGGAUGUGCAUGAAGCGCUUUGGGGCUGUCGCACCGGAGUAUCCAGAAUCAGCCUAUCCAGGGAUCCCGGAGCAUUUCAGACGAGUGAAUAUCACCCGGAUGUGCAUGAAGCGCUUUGGGGCUGUCGCACCGGAGUAUCCAGAAUCAGCCUAUCCAGCGAUGUAUGUGCGUGUCACGUCACCCACAAAGGAUUCAACAAUCCGUGUGCAGUUCAACUUCAAACGAAGCCCGGCAUCUUGCGAGCGGAGCGAGCUAACAGAACUUAAACCGUCUGGUACGGAGCAGUCAAUUAAACAAGCACUGACUCGUUCGUUUGUUCUCGUCUGCCAACCUGCACCGAAUGCUUUCGUCCUCGUUUCGCGUACCACCCAGACUUGUCGUAACAACGCUCAGCACGCAGGUGACGAAUGUGUAGACCCAACACCACUCGGUUCGGUUCGCAGACGACCUCGUUUUCAUGUUGUCAUUGGUCCGCAACUUUGCAACUGUCAAGAUUAUCCACCAGCUGAUGACAGCAGUCCAAGAAGACCAGCUGAGUCGGUUCCCAGAGUGGUCCCACCGGUCAACCAACCCUGUGUCCACGUGCUAUUUGUAAUGCUUCGAAUUUUAAAAAUUUCCGCGGAUGAUCCGUGCUUGCUGAAUGUCCCACUUCCUACCAGCAAGGCCGAAUCCCUGAUUCAUCAAUAUCAGAAUUCAAAGCUCACACGGAGAUGUGAACUACCGAGAGGACACAAAUGCUCUCUUAUCUCUGUAUCUGAUGUUGACUCUAAAUCUGCUACCACAGGUGCGAUGAAGGAAACACAAACGCUCCUACCGCUCGCCAUGCCAAAAGCUAUUUACCCACAUCGCUCCGGCAUUAACUCGCCUCGUACACCCCAACUACUUGCUCUGCUCAACGAAAAAGUUCAAAAUUCUCCAGAGUGUCAAGAGCUCUCGACUUUAACCAAGGACAUCAAAGCUGUAUCUCGACUGGAUAACGAAAGUGCAGGUGCUACGAUCGACAGUGGCAGCACCAAUCCGACAAGCACCACACUGUCACGGACCAGUUCUUCCGAUAGUGUUGAAGGGUCGCGACUCCAGGCAGCCAGCGCGUAUAAUCUAGAGGAGAGCGGGGAUGGUUCUGCGCAACGACGCCCACAAACAGCACCACAAUCUGACCCUCCUCUGAAAAUAAUGCGUGGGAGGGCAGUUUCUAUGAGGCAGCUGGGUUCCAGGCAUGCGUGCUCCACCACCUUUCGUCCAAUUGGUGACCUCAGUCCGGAGGAAGACAGGAGAUUGUCUCCGAUCAAAUCGGGAGAUAUCAGUGCACACAGUUGUUUGCGGUUUCGUUCUGAGAUAAAACAGCAUCCAUACGAGACGUUACGUCAGACACAACAAGUACAAUCUAACAGUUCUUCCGGCAUAAGUCCGCAACAGACUCCCAUCUUUCGACAUGUUGUACACAGUCCGUUCAAACCUGUGAUUCGUCCAUCUCCCUCAACCUGGACUGAAAAUAGUCCGCGUGUCCCGAAGGGACAGGAAUGCGUCAAGUCCAGCACAGAAGAGGACAGCACACAACUGCCAACGGAUAGCGGGAUGCAAGCUGAACCUUGUGCACUCUGUCUCGAAACCCUUGAAGGUGACAGAUCACAAGACAGCAAUUUAGUUCGCUGCCGCUCAGCUGAUGCACCACAACGUUGUCUGGCAACAUUCCACCUGACCUGCUGUCAAAUUUGGCUAGAAGAAAUCACUCUUGAAGGUGACAGUCCACAUUGUCCAGCAUGUUUGAGCAGAUGGGAUGCGACACCUUUCACCAUUGAAAACCCACAAGACUGUGGAAUCAAUUCAGCGCAUUCUACUGAACCAAGUCCUUCAUCUCACUGUUGUCUAUGUUGCACACAAUCACAGGAUUCAGUGCGAAAACCUGUCGAGGAGGAAAAUACUGUUACAGCUAAACACCCAGCAUCAGAUGGGGCUGCAACAAUCAGUCCAACAAGCGAACUGACCAGCCAAUGUUCUUCAACAACUACUCUGAAUAGCAAAGGUCCGACCACCAAAGAGGCCGCAGUACACCCAGCUCAGUCUAGCCCACCCGUGACUCCGAACUGCCCACCGUAUCUGGACUACAAAAACUGUGUUGCAGCAUUCUCACUUGAGGUUGCGGACGCAAUAGCCGCGCAAAAUUCCGUGGCCAGACGCCAAUGGGCGCUUCAACGUGCGGCUCAGUUAACAGUUCGACGCAUUUUGGUCGCAAGGCAGCAACAUCAGCAGUCAAAAUUAAAGCGAGNUCGUGCACACGUUCAUUCAACAACACCACCCUCAGUACCCACUGAGCCCGACUGCCUUCGUGUGAUGUUCCGUCUGAUCCAACAUCUGUUUGACGAUCCCGCAGAUGCCAUCUUCAUAGAUGCUUUGCGUGCUUUCCGUGAGCUACUCGGUUAUUUGGUGUGUUUCAACGUCGAAACACAGACUGCACUUCAGCGUGCCAUUGCACCCAUACUUCGUCGCCUACUUCGAUUUGUCGGUGGUGCAAGUGUGCUGUGGACGUUGCGCAGCCCGACAUCCGGUCUACCGACUCCCAUUCUUAUGCAUCAGACUUCUACAACUUCAGUGGAAGGUUGGAACGUAAACACUCCACCUAUGCCAGAUGGCCGUCCUGCGGAGAAAGUAGACGUGCUUUUUCGCCUGGACUCUAAGGAGACUGAUAGAAGUGUGAUGGGUGCAGGAGUUUUGCCUCCACCUGCGGCAAAUCUGCGUGAUAGGGCCAAUUUGGCACUUGCCACACUUGUGGAACUGGCCAAAGGUCAGAAUGGAGCCUUGGCGAUCGGAAGGGAUGUUGAAUGCGCAGCUCUACAGUUGCCAAAUACUUUGUGCUCUUGUUUCGUCGCUUCGCUGACUUCCAUAUUCAUCCAUGCACUGACAAAUUAUUUUUCACCCACACAUUUCUCCUUAUUUCAUCCAUUCACUUGCGCUUUAUUUACAGCUGCUCAGUGCCUCCCUGUCUGCGGGCUUCAACAUUUGACACGAUUUGUUCUGAGUUCUGCGAAAUUUCAUGCCACACACUUGAUCGGUCGACUGACGUUGUUGGAUAAACUGAUACGGAUGGACCAAACGCUCCCAUCAGUAAACCAAGCAGGCUCGGGUGCAGAACCGCACAGCGUCACUGCUACACUACUUCCAGAGCAACUACCCAACAUCCUCAUUAGUAACCCCGACCGACUGGCUAGACGACAUCUGUGCUCAAGUUUGGUGUUUGCUAGGCGUCAUCUUUUGCCACCGACUCCAAAUGCGGAAAUGGCUAUCUGUUUCCCGCAUCACUACCAGUAUCAAACCGGAGCCAGUGCCAAACCGCUAUCCUGUGCUUCUCCGGUGAAUAGUGCGAGUAAGAUAUCCGACUCCAUUUGCUCCCAGACGCAACAAAACAACCCUGCACUGGAUAGUUUGUAUAACACGCAGCUCAAAGCAAGUCGUGUGGCUCGUCGGGUGUUUCUCACUGCGGCUCGUUCCCUGCUGACUUACGGAAACAGAACUCCUCCAGAAUAUACUUCAACAUCAAAUGUUCACAGUGCACAAACGCCUUACAGCUCUGAUGACUUUUGUCCGAGAGAAUUUGUGGAUGUGGAAAUCAACCGGACAGAAGCUCCGUUGGCUGCUUGGAUUCGGAACAAAUUGGCAACACUUUUAUACCCAAAUUUGGUUGUCGGUCCAGAGCCUUCUUUAAUCCCUGUAAGAAUGACCCUAAGCGAAGCUCCAAGCAUACCACCAAGGAGUGCGCAGGUAGUGAAGAAAACCACGGCAAAGCUUCCGACAUCUAAGACUAUCGAAACCAUGUCUUGUAUGACUGUUCGGCACUGUAAAAAUAUUUCCAAUAAAAGUCGCUCUUCAUCACCAGCUUUCAACCAAAAGACCUCUUCUGUCGCAAUGCUUAUGGACCAACCACCGACUCCUCCACCGAGAAGAAAGAUUUCUAUUGUACAAGAAACUGAGUUUGCUAAUGAACGUCAAUCUGAAUCCGAACAUCCUCACUUUUUCCGAGUUGCUCUGGAGCCUGCUUAUGAUCUGGUGCCCCUGUCUGAGUCUGAAAAUUAUAGCAGUAUGAGCGAAUGUGAAGAAGACGAGGAUGUGGAUCGGCAGCGGGAGGAUUUCUCCGACUGUAUGAAUGAACCUACUUACGGUGGUCGUUCCUUAGGGUCUGAAGCCGAACUAAGAACUGAACAGAAUGCCGUCCUGCGGUCGGCUCUGCGACGAUGUUCUCGUUCGCUGCGACCACUUCUUCCUGUUCCUGCCUUAUCUAUGGUAAUGGAUGCGUUUCGUUCGACGAAGAAACUUCCCAGUGCUGAUGAAUACUACGAGUCAAUCGAUUGGAUACGUGGGCCCAUUCUUGGCCACGGAGCAUUUUCUCAUUGCUACCAGGCUAGAGACACAAGAACGGGCUUACUCAUGGCUGUGAAGCGGAUUCGGUUAGGUGGCGGAUCCGUAUUUCCUGUGCCAACUGAUAAAUCUGAGGCCAAUAAAGUACCAGGCUCUGAAGGACUUGUUAAUGGUGCUAAUCCAGACGGGCCGCCUAAAGGCGAAAAUCCUCGGCUGCAGAAGACCAGUAGAGUUUUGUCCGCAGAGGCCGCUGCACAACUAUCCGAAGUACAGGCGGAGCCCGUGGUCUUUUGUGCUCAUCGAAACCUCGUUGACUUGUUCAUCGAAUGGAUGCCGGGCGGAAGCAUAACAAGCCUACUUCGUCAAUACGGCGCUUUCAAUGAGUCACUUACUUUGGCCUACGGUGUGCAGGUUGUGCGUGGACUUGCCUACUUGCACAAGCAUGGUAUCUUGCACCGGGAUCUCAAAGGUGCGAAUCUGCUUGUUGAUCACACUGGCAGCGUGGUUCGCAUCUCCGACUUUGGCGCGUCCGCUCGACUGAUUGGUGACAAGAGUGUAGCUGGCCAGUUUCAAGGACAAGUAAUUGGAACAUUCUCAUUCAUGGCACCUGAGGUUCUGCGAGGUGAGACUUACGGUCGAGCUUGUGAUAUCUGGUCCGUCGGUUGCUGUCUGAUCGAGAUGUUGACCAGCAAGCCGCCAUGGUACGAUGCCAAACUGACCAAUCGAUACGCCCUCAUGUUUACUAUUGCAACAUCUGAAUCGCCUCCAACGUAUCCACCGAACAUUGAUGAGGCUAUUGUGGACAUUCUAGAUGCCUGCUUUGCCAGACAUGCACCGAGUAGACCUACAGCUUCUAGACUAUUAUCGUAUCGUGCUUUCGCCCGUCUCACGGAAUCCUUUUCUCCUUCAAAGUCUUCUGACGAUCCUCGCGCUGUACCAUCGUCCGGUAGGAAAGGUACUGUGACAACAGAAACAGGAUUUAGUCCGGUCAUUUCCAAUACGAAUCGGAAGUCUCGUUCUAAAAGCAGUCACACCGCCUUACCUCCAUUACCGAGAAGCGCAUCGAUUUGUCCGAAUGCUCUGACGCGCGUCGCGUAAAGAGCCGUGCUUGGCCUAUCACAUCAAAAACCCUACCAACCAAUCGUCUCUGAUUCCAUCAACGCAAGAUGGACCAAGUCGCAUGGAGCCGCAUUGACAUUCGCAACUUCCGUCCGAUUAAAUAAACGUUUAUGUAUAUUUAGGCUGUUUUGUAUUCUACGCCCUUUUGUUUUAGUUGCCUCAAUAUUCCCUGAUCUAUUAUCAUGACAAUCUUUUCACGCUGUGCGACCUAUGCACUUGCUCCUUUCAAUCCCAUGGGAUUCGUAUGAUAUUCCUAUUUUUCCCGAGUUAUCCCUUUCGGCUUUCCAUGAGUUUUUUUCUAUGAAUGAUAUCCAAACCUUUGGGCUACUUUCAAGAAAUUUUGUGCCUACUAAUCUC
Messenger RNA from Opisthorchis viverrini, 5861 nucleotides. RefSeq lists its product as hypothetical. The record is from RefSeq and is a predicted model, not a curated record. NCBI's taxonomy places the organism in Eukaryota, Metazoa, Platyhelminthes, Trematoda, Opisthorchiida, Opisthorchiidae. Gene Ontology annotation, biological process: protein phosphorylation. The transcript has 17 exons. Bases 39 to 5483 code for a protein of 1814 amino acids. Gene Ontology annotation, molecular function: protein kinase activity; ATP binding; zinc ion binding.